Molecule: messenger RNA, 866 nt
Organism: Drosophila grimshawi
Lineage: Eukaryota; Metazoa; Arthropoda; Insecta; Diptera; Drosophilidae
Gene: Ski6
Product: exosome complex component RRP41
Exons: 1
Coding region: 90-839 (249 amino acids)
Biological process (GO): poly(A)-dependent snoRNA 3'-end processing; rRNA catabolic process; nuclear mRNA surveillance
Cellular component (GO): nucleolus; nuclear exosome (RNase complex); cytoplasmic exosome (RNase complex)
Source: RefSeq, a predicted model, not a curated record
UUCGAUGCCAAACAGCUGAGUAGUCUAAAAAUAGAGUAAACAACGCCACCGCACGUGCUGCAUUUGAAUUUAAAUAAGUUAAUUAGAACAUGGCUGGUCGAAUGGAGCUGCUUAGUGAGCAGGGAUUGCGUCUGGAUGGUCGCCGGCCACACGAACUCCGCCAUAUCAAGUGCAAGCUGGGCGUCUUCGAACAGCCCGAUGGCAGCGCCUACAUGGAACAGGGCAACACCAAGGUGCUGGCCGCCGUCUACGGGCCGCAUCAGGCCAAGGCCAAGAAAAGCGAAGGCAACGAUCUGAUCAUAAACUGCCAAUACAGCCAGGCGACUUUCUCCACGGCGGAGCGCAAGAACCGACCACGCGGCGAUCGCAAAUCGCAAGAAUUCAAAAUGUAUUUGCAACAGGCGCUGAGUGCAGCGAUUAAAUCCGAACUCUAUCCACGCUCCCAGAUCGACAUCUAUGUGGAGGUGUUGCAGGCGGAUGGUGCCAACUAUGCGGUGUCUCUAAACGCCGCCACACUGGCCCUAAUUGAUGCGGGCAUCUGCCUAAACGAAUUUGUUGUCGCCUGCACCGCAUCGUUGAGUAAAUCCAACAUUCCACUGACGGACAUCUCCCACAUUGAGGAGGUGUCGGGUGGCCCAAAGCUCACGAUAGCCGCAUUGCCCACAGCCGAGAAAAUUGCCUUUAUGGAGAUGAGCGAGCGUUUUCACAUCGAUCAGUUGGAGACCGUGAUUGAGACAGCGAUGGCCGGUUGUCGGGAAAUCCGAGAUAUUCUCGAGGCUGCCGUCAAGGAGCAUCUCAUUCACAUUGGCAGUGCCGCCGACUGGGCGCGUGUAUGUUAACAUAAAUGCAUAUUUAUACAAAAACAA